AGCCAAUGGCCCGCAGUUCUGCUGUCAAGGGGCGGGCUUAGUAAAAUCCCGAGGAUAGAGUGUUUCCAGCUAAGGAAAGUGAGUGAUGUUUAGACCGAUCCGGCAGGAUCCAGACACUUCUCAUAAAAAAUUACACAUUGUGGCAUACAGUCAUGGAAAACAAAGGGUUUAGUGCUGAUCUGAAAUUAACCACGGACUUAACCGUCGGGUUUUGAGUGCCUUUGAAACACCUACAGACUAGUUCAAAGCGUGGAUCGUGUCUCCUCGGAUAACCUCGGACAAAAAACAUGCAUUUUCCUAAAUGGAUGGUCUAAUGAUGGAGGGACAUAGCCAGGUCACCGCGUGCGUGCUGUCGGCCAGGCUGAUGCUGAUGAUGUUCGUCUCCAUGGUGAUCGCUGAUUCACCUGCUGUAGACUGGCCUUUGGAGCCUCCAAACAUGCCAAAGGAGUCUUCAAUGGAAAUGCUGCAUAAUGCAUCCUCCUCUUCGUCUGGAUCCUCCGCCAUAUCUGGAUUUUCUCUAUCACCUAGUUCGGUUACAUCCAAAGCCACAGAGAAUCACAGUAUUAACACUGUAUUUGGCUCGGUACUCACCCACUCCCUGAACUCAGACCGAGGCCCAGACCCUCUUGCCACACCACCUUUACAGUCCUUAAAGUCUGAAAAAGUCGUUGGAUCUCCCGCCAGAGUUUUUUCCAGACAGCCUCGAAAAGUAAAUUCUCAUGUGCCUACCUCUUAUAGAGUCCCCUCCUCCUGGGGAGCCAUCAGUCCAGCUCCUCAAUUCACACAGCCUACAGAAAGUUUAUCUGUGCUGCUACCUUCAGAAAGACAAGAUUCUCCUUGGAGAAUUUCUGAUGAGACUAUCAUUCCUGAAAUCCAGAAUGGAAUGGUGCGCAACAGUGACACCGAGAUUCCUUUUGGAGACUCAUCCAGCAGAAUUCCCGACCUUCAGUCACAACCCAUCCAUAACACAAUUGUAAAACGUGAUACGAGCAAUCUGCAGUUGGAGCAGAGUCAUAUUCUUGUAAACCAUCAAGUGACAUCAGCUUCUCUUGAGCCAACUAUGGUCCCACCUGUAGACUUCUUCCCAACUCACACCAUGGAUAUGGACUACGGUUCUGGAGAUUACCUAGGAACUGUGUCCUUCAUGGGAUCGGAGGAGAAUGACUACUCAUUGGUUAGCAAUCUACCCACCGAUGUGUAUGACUUUGAGGACUCAAACUCUGAGAUCUAUGACACCACAUUUCCUACAAGAGUGGUGAUGUCCUAUUCUAGCAUACACUUGUAUCCCACCUCUACAAGUGAAACUGGUCAUUUCUCCAACAAACAUGUUAAAAGUUUUAAUAGCAAUUCAACCUCAGAUGUCCCCACCUCUGAUUUAAACCAACAUCUAACAACCACUGUUCCCAUUUCUUGGUUAACAUCUCCAGUUUUUACCAGUAAACCCAGUGUUUUGACUUUUGAGCCUGGCCACACUAUUUCCUCAUCCUAUCCAACCAUCCAACCAACUAUAGUACAUUCAUUACUCACUCCUAUAAUAGCGUCAGAUAUCUUAAACCAAAAUCAGUCUGCGAAUGAGAGCUCAGAGGUGCCGCCCGACUGGGCAGCCACUGUCACCAUCCAACCCACAGAUAUGCUUUUGCCAGACAUGAACAGUUUGGAGUACUACACAAUUCAAUUGACCAAGGACAAUGGCAGCUUGCCAGAUCAGGCUGACGAUCGUACGACCUUUAGUCCUCCAAUCAACACUACACACAUAGCGCCCACCAGUACUUACAGCAUUGACCCAAGUUACAUGCUGACCGCAAUGCUUGAUGACAAUCUGCAGCCUGCAGACAACAAUUCCUGGACUGAGGAAUCUUCAACGGAUAUCUCUGGAUUUGAACCUUUUAACACAGAAGUUAAUCCGAAACGAACAAAUACUACAGUGCCAUAUUUGGAGCCAUCUUUCAUACUGACACCCUCAACAGACCAUUCAUCUUCAUUGGUCGGUCAGGAUUCAACCAUCGGUUUAGCUGCCACACCUUUCAUAACUUACAACACUUCCUUACUGGUGACCACCACACCUCCUAUGACUUUGGAAUCAGAUGACGUGUCAUCUAUUAACGAAAACCAAUGGAUUAUCACCCCAUUUCCAACAGAGACCUUCUUUCCUAGUACUGAAGUUAACACUGUAGUGACCACGACUGCUAGUGUAUCCUCGACAUACCCGACUGAGUCAACCUUUAAUAAAACCUCAGCUCCUCCUGUAACAGAGAUGGCAGAUGACUCGUUCCCAUCCGAAACACCAUCUGACACUCCAUUCACCAUGGUUACCGACAGUGAUGACAUCACAACGAUCAGUAGCUUUACAGUAACCGCUCCCACACAUAAUGACACUGAGUCUACAAUCGCAACAGUGACUACGAUAAGAGACUCAUCAGUUACAACCCUAAGCACAACUCCUCCAACAACCACUGCCCAGAAGAGUCUCUGCAACAUCACAAAGCCAGACACUUACUUGAUUAGAGUCGGGUUUCCCCCAGGGUCCACUGCAGGUUAUGCCAAAGCCAAAAUCAGAGAGAUUCUGAAAGAUGAGUUUAAUCGCUCAGUGGAGCUACAGGUAGUGAAAGCUCCUCCAGACUUAGUGUUUCGUGCUGUGUCUGGGCCAUUGGUUUAUACUGCCAUAUCAGUCAUUAACGCCCUGAGACUCUCUGCUCAGACCUCCAGCUCUUUUAUCAGUGUGUCACCCAUCAGUCCUGUACCAGACCAACAAUUUCACGUUCAUUCAGUGCUUCAGUUUGUACCCAGCCACAUAGACAUCCAUAUGUGUACCUUCAGUGAGCAUAUGGAAAAGGGUCUGAUCACCGCCUUAGCUGAAGUCCUCAGACGAUCACAGGAAUCCACUAACUUCACUGUACAUAUUUUAAACAUCACAAAGAGCCUCACUGCACCCAAAUAUCAGAAGGCUCCUGUGGAGGUCACCUUUGUGGUGCGUGACGCCCGCGGUUAUGUGCUGGGAGCAGAGGUCAGCGCCCUCCUUCGCCAGCUCAGUGUGGUUGAGUACAGCUACUACCUGGGAUACCCAGUAAAGCAGAUCGCAGAGCCUUUUCAUUAUCCUGUGCUGAAUACAACCCAACUGCUUAGUUCGUCAUGGGUUAGAACAGUGUUGCUGGGUGUGCUUGACCAGCCUGUGAGUGACAGGGUCUUCCAAGCUACCAUAGAGAGAAAGCUGGCUCUGCUGUUGGGUGACGCGCUGGGAACGGGACGCCGCUUUAGAAGAGCAACAAGUGUGGGAAACAACAGUGUUCAGAUUGUCCAGACCACUCGUCUGGUGGGCCCUGACAACCCUCUUGAGAUUAUUUACUUUGUUGAAGGAGACAACGGACAGAGGCUUCCUGCAGCAACCACUGCAAACAUGCUCAACAGUCUUGACAUGCAGCAUGCAGCUAUCGUCAUGGAAUACCGCAUCCAGGGAAUAUUAGCACAGCCUGUGGAAAAACAGGCCUCACCUCCCUCGGAUACAGAGAAAACCAACACAUGGAUAAUUGUGGGGGUGGUGGUCCCCGUGGUGGUGGUGAUCAUUAUUAUAAGUAUCCUGUACUGGAAACUCUGCCGCACCGAUAAACUGGAAUUCCAGCCGGACACCAUGAGCACAGUCCAACAGAGACAGAAGAUGCAGACAUCCAGCGUGAAGGGUUUUGACUUUGCCAAGCUGCACUUGGGCCAGCACAGUAAAGAUGAUCUCAUGGUCAUUCAAGAACCGAUGUCACUUCCUGUGCCCAGUAAGGAGCAAAGCCCACCUGAGAGCACCGAUAUGGCCACACCCAAGUCCAAGGGCUCGUCUAAAGCUUCACGCAAUGCCCAGCGCCGCAAGGGCCAAAUUUCUCCAUCAGAAGGCGAGUCUGUAGGAAGUGAUCCAGGCAGUGAGAGAGCAUCUCCUGAGGAUGGUACAAGACCUGCUGGGCUUCCCAGCGAUCCCAAACAGACUCAUAAAGUGGCUGUUAAUGGAUUAAACGGUCCUCCACCAAUGAGCAACAUGGAUGAAUCUUUAUCUUCAGCCUCCAUCUUUGAGCAUGUGGACCGAAUGUCUCGUGCAACUGACGGCCCCAAGCGUCCACCCAAUAAAAUCCAGCUCAUCGCCAUGCAACCCAUGCCAGCCCUGCCCUUACCCAACAUUCCCCCAAAUGACAGAGCAGCAGAAAACGCCAAGCUCCAAAAAGAGAUCCAGGUGGCUUUGAGGCACAAGUCUGAGAUCGAGCAUCAUCGUAAUAAGAUCCGGCUUAGAGCCAAAAGGAAGGGCCAUUAUGACUUCCCCGCAAUGGAUGAUCUCAUCGAUGGGCUUGGUGAUACCAAAGAGCAGGACCGAAUUUACCAGAAGGCCCAAAUGCAGAUUGAAAAGAUCCUGGAUCCAGAUAUUCACAUGCCUUCUCUUUACACAGAGCCCAAGAAAAGAGGGAAGCGUUCGCCUAAACAGAAGAAAGACUUGAAUGGUGAUGUGACAGAUGCUGACCGAGACAGACUUAUAACAACAGACAGUGAUGGGACAUACAGAAAAUACCCAGGAGUCAAUAACAUAGCAUAUGUGUCUGACCCAGACCAGGGCCCCGAGCUUCACAGCCCGUCCCCGACGGAUGAUGUUUUCCAUAGUCCGAUAUCUCCCCCUCCGGGCCAUCCUCCUCCCCCUCCUCCCUACCUGCCCCCUCAGCCAUCAAUAGAAGAUGCCCGUCAGCAAAUGCACUCUCUACUGGACGACGCCUUCGCCCUUGUGUCUCCUUCAUCUCAGGGAUGCACAGCUGGUAUCACCCUGCCUGGGGUCGGAUUCAACCCAACAACCCCAUCUCCUACCAGCCCACCAUCUCGUGGUCCACGGCCCUGGGGUUCGGGAUACCCACCCCUUAAUCCCUACACAGGGAGAUAUGCUGAAUUAGGUCUGCCUCCUUCCACGGUACAGGGUUUACUGCAUAGGCAAGGUUUGGGUUCAGGCUACAUCCCAACCGGUGAUGUUUUGCCUGUUGAACAGCUCCAGUCGGAAUCGCUGUACUCUGGCCGAGGGGUCAACACAGAUGAGCUGCCCUCCUCUGCCAGGCCACGGCCUGUUGGUGGAAGUACAGGUGGUCAGCUGCACCAUUUGACUCAUGCUGGUCUGGCGGGUCGUGUGAAUGAGAAUCGACAGCCUGGUGUCUUAAACUGGAGCCCGUAUCACGAGGACGACAACAAAUUCGCUAACAACAGAGACCCUACCUCCAGGAACGGCCUGAAGGAGCCAUCUGCCGCUUCGACCCACCUGGACUCUAUCGGCCUGGGCUACCAUCCCUCGGCUCCCCCUCAAGAGCCUUCCCCUCCCAACCAUUCCUCCGCCUCACUCAUCAAAGCCAUUCGAGAGGAACUCAUGCGCCUCUCCCAGAAACAGGCAGCGGUACCCAGUUACCACAGCUGAGACCCAUGAGCUCAAUCGGACUCUCCACCCAAAAACUGCACUAGACUGCACUGUACUUCCCAUGGAAGUGGCUUUUUUGAGAUGACGACUUGUAUGUUCUGUAGCUGCUGCUGCCACCCUGUGGCAGAGAGCGGUAGGACGGAAAGAGUAGACAUGUUGCCUUCAAGGCCCAUUUAUACUUCCACAUUGAAUCUGCGUAGCUAUGACAACAGCAGCGUAGCUGAUGCCAUAGCCUGACAUGCAUCUCUCUGAAAUUGAAAUGAUGUGUCACAUCCACACAAAACACAACGGUUGUGAUUGGACUACUUUGUUGCGGUGGAUUUUGUCAUGACACUGCUAGUUUUAAUAUUAUGAUGCAUCAAUAUUGAAACAUGCAUAUAUUUUUAGAAAGUUGAUGAUGAUAACACACCAUCAUUUACAGUUUUAGUGGUGCACCUGCUGAAUAAAACGUCAACGCAAAUCUGCUGGUGCAGAUUCGAUGCAGAAGUACAACAGGUAGUUUUCCCACAGUAUAGUUGUUUAUAAUAUAAGCAGUGUGUUGAUACAGUGAAAUUACUGUUGUUUACCUUAUAUACAGUAUGAUGACACUGCUACCUAAGAACAAAAACACAAAAGUUGUCUUUACACGGACCAGGGUUGCUGAAGCCAGAAUCUGUCCGUCAAACGUUUCCUUGUUAUUUUUCUUUUAGAGAUGUGCGUGUGCGUUUUAUUUUCACAUUGUGUGGUUUCUUUGCUGUGUAUACACUGCCUUUUAAAUAAUUUUAUACUUUGCACUGCCUCUUGUAGAUUCUCAUCACUGAAAUCAUUUAGUGUUCUUUGAUACCUUAACUUAAUUUCUGAAAUUUUGCGAAAGGAUAUAUUUAAUAUCAAUUUUUUCUUUGGCGUCUACUAAUAUUUUAUCUACAUCAUUUCCGCAUCAUACACAAUUUGCCUGUCCUGUUUUGGUGCUCAAUAUCAGUUUUAUGGCCAUGUUGCCUUCACAAUUCAGUAUUGGGCUCUAUAUAGUAUUACUUUAAUUGUGCAGUAAUAUUAUUUGAAGUACUGACAUUCUUCAUCCUUUUUCCAUUAUUAGUUUCGGUAUUAAAGGAAAACAUCACUGUUUUUCAAUAUUUUACUAUGUUCUUA
Misgurnus anguillicaudatus (oriental weatherfish) is the source of this 6541-nucleotide messenger RNA. RefSeq names its product UPF0606 protein KIAA1549. The record is from RefSeq and is a predicted model, not a curated record. NCBI's taxonomy places the organism in Eukaryota, Metazoa, Chordata, Actinopteri, Cypriniformes, Cobitidae.